This is a messenger RNA of Cyprinus carpio (common carp), 4353 nucleotides long. Its product is annotated as terminal nucleotidyltransferase 5A-like. Gene Ontology annotation, biological process: mRNA stabilization. Lineage: Eukaryota; Metazoa; Chordata; Actinopteri; Cypriniformes; Cyprinidae. The record is from RefSeq and is a predicted model, not a curated record. Gene Ontology annotation, molecular function: poly(A) RNA polymerase activity; RNA binding.
AAUAUUACUGUAGGUGAGGAUUGUCUGGAUUGGUGCGCGCAGCUAUCACACAAAUUCUCCGUCACUCUUGCUUUAGUUUGCGGGUUAAUCUCUAUGCAUCCUCACUGUGUGCAACCGAGAUGACAUGAGCAACCAGCAGUUUACACAGAGCAACAGUUGACAAUGUGAUCAUACAAAAUAAAAACAACAACAACAACAUGUAAAAACUCGAAGCUUCCAACUUUCGCUUUGGUUGAGGAGAGGGACGGGGUCUUCUGCUAUUUGAUAUUCGUAUUCUUGGAAAGAGGUGCCCUUUUUUGUCGGACGCGAAAACUCCUCUCAAUCAUGCAGCAGUCAUUUUGAUCAUCACGGCCCCCCCGAGAACCGUGAGAACCCAAGUUCACCGCCCUCGCCACGAACUUCAGCUCUCUGAGCAAAGGCGCAAACGGGACAUCUGGAGAUCUUUUACGCACAGAGGUGAGGCGCAACGGCGACACGCUGCAUGCAACACCAAUGCAUAGACGUGCAUAUAAACUCUCGCCAGACUAAAAAUACCUUUUCUAGAAUUAUUUAAUGAAAUUGUUAUAUUUUCUUCCUGCAUCCGCUCCUGGUUUCGUGUGAUACGUCCGAAACGACCCGAUUGUAAGACUAUUGGCUAUAACAAACCGAUCUGUAACCACUCGCCAUGGAAGCGAAUCUAAGUAACUUGAGCGUGCUGAACUGGGAGCAGGUGAAGCGUCUGGAUGUGAUCCUGACCGAAUCCAUCCCCAUUCACGGCAAAUGGAACUUCCCCACUUUGGAGAUGAAACCUCGGGAUAUCGUCAAAGUCGUGCGGAGUCGCAUGGAAGAGCUCAAGAUUCACGUCCGGGAGGUCCGGCUGAACGGUUCCGCGGCCAGUCACGUUCUCCACGAGGACAGUGGUUUGGGCUACAAGGACCUGGACCUCAUAUUUUGCGCAGAUAUGAAAGGAGAAGUGGAGUUUCAGACCGUCAAGGAUAUCGUUCUGGACUCCCUUCUGGAUUUCCUGCCUGAAGGAGUGAAUAAAGAGAAAAUCACCCCAGCUACAUUAAAGGAGGCUUAUGUGCAAAAGAUGGUGAAAGUGUUUAAUGAUUCAGACCGUUGGAGUCUAAUCUCCCUCUCCAACAACAGCGGGAAGAACGUCGAACUGAAGUUUGUGGAUUCCCUGCGGCGUCAAUUUGAGUUCAGCGUUGACUCUUUCCAGAUCCGUCUGGACUCCCUCCUCCUCUUCUACGGGUGCUCUGAAAACCCCAUGGCUGAGACAUUCCACCCCUCCAUCGUGGGAGAGAGCGUUUACGGAGACUUUAAUGUAGCCUUGGACCACCUGCAGCGGAAACUGAUCUGCACGCGAAAUCCAGAAGAGAUCCGGGGCGGCGGCUUGCUGAAGUACUGCCACCUGUUGGUGCGAGGUUUCCGUGCGGCUUCGGAAGUCCAGAUGAAGCUUCUCGAACGCUACAUGUGUUCCCGGUUCUUCAUCGACUUCUCUGAUGUGGCGGAACAAAGGCGCAAGUUAGAGUCGUAUCUGCAGAAUCACUUUGUGGGAUUAGAGGACCGGAAGUAUGAGUACCUGACCACGCUGUACAGUGUUGUUAAUGAAAGUACAGUAUGCUUGAUGGGACAUGAAAGGCGACAGACUCUGAGCCUCAUCACCAUGCUGGCAGUACGUGUUCUGGCAGAGCAGAAUGUUAUUCCCAAUGUGGCUAAUGUCACUUGCUAUUACCAGCCUGCACCGUACAUUGCGGAUGGCAACUUUAGCAAUUACUACGUUGCUCAGGUGCAGCCAGUCUAUGCCUGCCAGCCCACCCACACAUUCUCGCCAUGGUUGCCCUGUAACUGAUCGACUGUUAACUCACCUUUUGUCCAACAUGUCUAAUCAGAGCACUCGCCCAGUGAGACCAGUUGUCAAGUCUGUAUUUGUGUGCUCUACAACAUGAGGAAAACCCAAGACUUUCCCGAUUUGCUGUUGCCUGCUUGCUGCAAGGAGAAACUACGAUCACGCCGGGUGAGGUAACUUGGAUUUGUUCCAAACGGGCAGCACACUCUACCUAGGCUUUUCAUGGCUAUCUGCCAGUCCUACAAAAGCACAACACUGGCUGAGAGGAAACACCAUGGAAACUCUAUGAAGAGCGUCUGAGUAAUACAGACACAAAAGGAACUAUCUUUGUGUUUGUGUACAUAUGGGUGUAAUAGACAUACUUGAAGAAUCAAAGGUAUACCAUAUAAUGUGUUGAAAGGGCAGACAGAUUAGCAAGAUAACUUUUUUUGAUGCUCAUUACUCAUGCUAUCAGACUGAAAUCAAUGGACACUUUUCUCGAGCCAAGGAUAUUCACAUAGAUACCAGAUACCCAAAACAGAUUAUCAGUUAAGUGCCUUAAAGUGAAAAAUUAAAGUCACUCUGUGAAUGACCCUGAAGUAUUUUAGUCAAGACGAGUGAAGGUAACAUACAAUAGCAAAUGGAUGAUGAAUUUUGAAGGCCACUUAAUCAUGAACUUCCAACAGAUAGUUGUAAGACCUAUUUCUAAUAAUUUAUUAAUUUCGGGGUGGGGGGAGGGGUUGGGGGUCCAUAUGAAAGUGUUGCAUAAGAGCCAUUUUUCCAUCCGAGGCACUGGCAAGAUUCGUAUGUCAGUGUGUAGGAUUGUACAUGAGAGUUUUCCACAGCUUCUUGUCUCAUCUAAACUGACCUCAGUGUACUGUUGGCUCAGUGCUGGCUUAGCUCAGAUUAAAAUUUCCAGGGCAAUGCCAUUACAUCUAAGGCAGAGAAGUAAAACAGGUCGUGGCUGUACAGGAAGAAAAUUAAUGAAAGUUGGUUAAGUCCAAAUUGUUGUUGUUAUAUGUGGCAUCUUUCUGAAGGCCUAAUUAUCACAGCCACCAAAUCCACAGAUUAUACCUUUGACACAUCUGACCUGCAUAACCUGGGGGAUUAAGACCAACAGAGAUACAACAGUGAGAAGCAGAAGCUCAUUUAAGGGAAGCAGAACAUAUACCAAAGAUAUUCUUGAUGUUCCUCAAGAUUGUGAAGCAACAAUAUUUGACGUAAAAGCAUCUUCAUACUGUUGGAACUUAAUGCAACACAAUCCCCCACUUGAAUUAUUCCAUGAAGUCUGAAACUGAGUGCUCUGAAAUAUGUCAAGGUCCUGUCCCCAAUGCUCUCAAGUCCACACUUUGGCAACGCAAUGCUGCAUAGCCUGUCCAGUAGUAGUCCUAGGGUGCAGACUGGGCAAAAGGGGGACAUUAGGGGCACUUAGGUGCACACUUUAGAAUCUAAAAAAAAUGGGACACCCUAAGGUCACAUGCAUGCAGUUGCCGUAUGUUAAGGCCCUGUCCCAAAUGCUCCCCUAAGGCUUUGUGGUCCACAGCCAAGUCUACACUUCAGUGAUGCAAUGCUGCAUAGAUUGUCCAAAGGUGUGGAAUGAGGAAAAGUGGGGCAUUAGGGGCACUCAGGAGCACCUUUCAGAAAAAGAAAAAAAAGGGGGACACCCUACGGUCACAUGCAUGCAAUGGCUGCAUGUUAAGGCCUUGUUCUAAAUGUUCCCCUAAGCCCUUGUAGUCCUCAGCUGAGCCUACACUCUGGUGAUACAAUGUUGCAUAGACUGUCCAGUAGUAGGCCAAAGGUGCGUACUGAGCAAAAAAAGGGGGGGGGGGGCAUUAAGGGCACUCAGGAGCACUGUUCAGAAACAAAAAAAUUGACACUCUAUGGUCACAUGCAUGCGAUGGUUGUCAAAAGUCUGCAGGACUGCAAGUUGGAACAGGGCCUGAGUACAUGUGACAUGUUCUUAUGGAUGAAUUCUCAUUAACUGAUCAUACAGAGAUAGACACUUUCCUCCCAUAUGCUCACUCACAUAUAAUCAUAUCUCUUAUUUUUCUACUGAUCCUUCUAUUUUUGUACGUUUUGAUGUUUGUGCUAAGGUCUUGAUUAGGACCUUACUCUAAUGCUGUGAAAAGUACUGUUGUGUUUUAUGUGUCGAAAGACCCGACCAAGCAUUAGUGCAGCAAAUUCUCAACAACAGUUGGUGUUAAUUUCAUUUUGAGUUAUUACAUUUGGGUGCCCACACAAGUGUGUAUGUCUCAGACUGUGUGUUUUAUCUUCUAAAUUAAACUUAUAUGUGAAUUCAGCUGCGAAAUUCUGAGCUCACUGCUGUCAAUAUUGCGAUGCAUCAUGUAUUUGCAAACAUGAAUGACUCAUUAAAUGGUGUUUUUUUUUUUAAAAAUACGUUGCCUCUGUGAUGUUUGUUAGCAACAAAAUGUCACACACAAGUCACUAUUUAACCCUGAUCUCAUGUUGUUGGUCUAUAGAUUAUCUCUUCCUGUUGUGUAGUUUUAACAAAACCAAUAAAAGUAUGAUAUUCACACCCUGCU